Messenger RNA from Telopea speciosissima, 1971 nucleotides. RefSeq names its product RNA-binding NOB1-like protein. Gene Ontology annotation, biological process: maturation of SSU-rRNA; ribosomal small subunit biogenesis. Gene Ontology annotation, molecular function: RNA endonuclease activity. The coding region runs from base 60 to 1925 and encodes 621 amino acids. The transcript is spliced from 5 exons. NCBI's taxonomy places the organism in Eukaryota, Viridiplantae, Streptophyta, Magnoliopsida, Proteales, Proteaceae. The record is from RefSeq and is a predicted model, not a curated record. Gene Ontology annotation, cellular component: preribosome, small subunit precursor.
GGUUUAGCUAUUUUACUGUGUUCACUUCUCUUUAUAGGGUACAUAGUUCUGGUUCAGCAAUGGAGGUCCUGUCAUCAACCCCUUGUUGGAGCAAUAUUGUUAAGAAGGAGCCGCCUCCGAAGCAGCAAGAAAGUUCUCCAACUCGAGUCUUUGAGGGCUGUAAAUCAAGCAAAGGUAUCGCGGUUGCUGUCGUCGAUGCCACUGCUAUUAUUCAAGGUGGAGAAAUUCUAACGAAUUCUGCUGAUAAGUUCGUUUCGGUGAGGGAAGUAAUGGAGGAGGUCAAGGACCCGAUUUCUCGUCACAAGCUAUCGUUCGUUCCAUUUACUGUAGAGACUAUGGAGCCAUCACCGGAAGCACUUAAGAAAGUUAUCAGCUUUGCAAGGGCAACUGGUGACCUGCAGACUCUCUCAGACGUUGAUCUCAAACUUAUUGCUUUAACUUAUACAUUGGAAGCUCAAGUUCAUGGGACUAAAAAUCUCAGAGACACCCCUCCCCCAAUCCAUAUGGUUAAUGUAAAAAAGUUUUCUGAGAAAGAAAUGCCUGGUUGGGGCUCCAACGUACCUAAUCUUGAAGAAUGGGAAGCUUUGGAGCAUGCAGUUGAGUUUGAUUCACACUCUGAUUCGAGAAUUCUCCCUCUGAAAGACCUGAACUUGAAUGUUUUUCCUGUAGAUGGCCAUAUUACUUCUGAAGAUGGUUUAAUGGAAAAUUGUAGUGAAACUCAUACUGAGGAUCUAGAGGAUCUUGAUGGCAGGUCAAGGAGACCUAGAAGAUUUCUGCCCCAAAAGAAAGAGAUAAACAUAGAAGGGAAGAUGGUUGCUGCUGGAAUUGAUGCCUCUGUGGGGCAAGUUGAUGACAAUGCUAACGACUGGCUGCCUGCUGUCAGUCGCAGUACUCACAGAAGAUAUCUUAGAAGAAAAGCAAGACGUGAAUUGUCUGAGGCAUCAGCAGAGAAAAAUGAUCACCCAGAUGUUGAGGCAAACACAAGAGACAAUGGAGUUGAGGAACAGGGGUGCCCUGAUUCCCAUUUACCUGAGAACUCUGAAGAAAAUGUAGUGGCUGAGAUCUCACAGGGUGAGGCUAAAGAAGGGAAGUUUGAUGAGGAGGAUAUAUCUUCUGUCCUAAAACAUAUAAGGUUGGAAGUAGAUUCAUCAGAACAUCUGCAAGAAGAGGAGGAAGAAAGCAUAUCUUAUGCAGUGGUAGAUACAGAGGCUGGCUCUGAAGGAUUUCAUGGUAAUGUUGAUGCUGAAGGAGACAUGGUUCAAACAUGUAGUGAAGGAUUUCAAAACUUUGAUACUUCAAGUCAAACAAAUGAAAGCAUCGAUACCUCAUUAGUGGACGACUCCAACAGUGAGCAGAGCUGGAUGCUACGGUCAUUAUCCGACUCAAGUGUUGCCUGUGUGACAAGUGACUUUGCAAUGCAAAAUGUCAUUCUGCAAAUUGGUUUACGGCUUCUGGCACCUGGAGGGAUGCAGAUUCACCAGCUGCACAGGUGGAUACUGAAAUGUCAUGCCUGCAAUAAGGUAACCGCUGAGAUUGGGAGGAUAUUCUGCCCAAAAUGUGGUAAUGGUGGCACUUUACGCAAGGUAGCAGUGACAGUGAAUGAAAAUGGGGUUGUCCUGGCAGCUCGUCGUCCUCGUAUUAUCCUUCGAGGCACAAAAUUUUCGCUCCCCCUACCUCAAGGUGGAAGAGAUGCCAUCACCAAAAAUCUUGUUCUCCGUGAAGAUCAACUCCCACACAAACUGUUGUACCCUAAGAUAAAAAAGAAAGCCAACAAGCAGGGAGAGGACAUCUUCAUGCCAGAUGAUAUAUUUUCCCACAUUUCUGAUAAAAGAGCUCCUUUGCAGCCUCCCAUAAGGAAAGCAUUAGCAGUUUUCAGUGGAAAGAGGAACCCUAAUGAUAACCAUUUCUCUCGUUCUAAGCACUAGAAAUUACUUGGUAGAGUCUGAUUCGGCCUUUGUCGCAGAGCCGGUU